AUGUCUCCAAAUUACUCAAACAGAAAAGUCUUUAUGGAAAAAGAAGAGGCAGCGUUGGCGCAGUAUUUAAUUCGGUGCAGUCAAAUGGCAUUUAGAUUACCCAAGAAAGAUUUUCUGGCAUUGGUUCUUAGUUUUGCGGAGAAGAAUCANAAGAAGAUACCAAAGUCUUGGGCAGACAACAAAGCAGCUGGUGAAGAUUGGUUNAAAGGGUUCAUAAGACGCAAUCCAACAAUGAAACGUCAAUCUGCACUGUUCAAGCUCCAAAAAAUGUACUUGCAAAAAGAGGCGUUAAACAAGUCUAUAAAGCUACCAGCGGAGAAAAAGGGAUUACUGUUACGUCUUGUUAGUGCAUCUAGUACUUGUUUGCAGCAAGCAAUGGUCUUUCCAAGAGUGUAUUUUAAAGAUCACAUGCUGACAGAGUGUAUUCCAGGAACAUUGGGCUUGGCCAAUCCAUCUAGUUGGAUGACAUCAACUUUGUUUUCCAAGGUCUUGGAUCAUUUUAUUCAACACACUAAUUCUUCUCAAGAGAACCAUCAAUUGUUAAUUAUGGACAACCACGAGAGCUUUUAUAAUGGAGAGUGCGAUAGUUUGAUGAAACAACAACCAGGUGUGCCUAUCGACAUCUAUAAAAUUGCAUCUAUAGUUCAUAAAGCUGCUGACGAAGCAAUGACUCCUAAGAACAUUAAGAGCGGCUUCUCUAAAUCUGGAAUUUAUCCGUUCAAUUGA
Messenger RNA from Pseudomyrmex gracilis, 726 nucleotides. RefSeq lists its product as uncharacterized. The transcript is spliced from 3 exons. The record is from RefSeq and is a predicted model, not a curated record. NCBI's taxonomy places the organism in Eukaryota, Metazoa, Arthropoda, Insecta, Hymenoptera, Formicidae. Bases 1 to 726 code for a protein of 241 amino acids.